This is a messenger RNA of Physcomitrium patens, 3444 nucleotides long. Its product is annotated as ATP-dependent Clp protease ATP-binding subunit ClpA homolog, chloroplastic. NCBI's taxonomy places the organism in Eukaryota, Viridiplantae, Streptophyta, Bryopsida, Funariales, Funariaceae. Gene Ontology annotation, cellular component: cytoplasm. The record is from RefSeq and is a predicted model, not a curated record. Gene Ontology annotation, biological process: cellular response to heat. Gene Ontology annotation, molecular function: ATP binding; protein binding; ATP hydrolysis activity.
GUGGGGUGUAUGAAGGGUUCUUCGUCUUCCUCAAUCCAAUUGCUGACUUGAACCCUUCUGAGGUUCAUCGUCACGGCACGGCACGUUUCCGGUGCUUUUUUCUCUUUUGGAAGGGGGUUCCAGGGGCUUCCGCACCGACCUCCUGUGGUUUCUCCUUGCACCGGGGCUGCUGCUGCCUUUUUCGAAACUAUUUGCGGUGAUGUGUGGGUUUGGAUUGGGAAGUAGGGUUGUAGAAUUCUGAGGUUUGGGUUUAAGUAGGGGUUCGGGAUUGAGCAUUAAGGAGGAGUUUGAGCAUUCAGGAUCAGAAAAAUGGCGUCGAUGGCGCAUUCUCUGACGCUCCCGUCUGUGGGUUCUUCACUCGUUGGCCAGCUGAAUGACAGUGCGAAGAGUAAGCGACGGACCAUUGCGCAGGCGGCGUCUACCGGAAGAAAGAAUUUGAAGAAGUCUGCGAGUUUGUCCGUGUCCGGUUUCCAAUCCUUUUCCGGAAUGCGCAAGGCUUCCGCCGUUGAUGCUUUGACUGUCAAGCAAGGAAAGGAUUUGAAGUCUGUAGUGGCGAAAUCUAUGGCUGUGGCCGGCCAUUCCCGGCCCUCUAGGGGCGUAACGUUUGCUAUGUUUGAGCGUUUCACCGAGAAGGCCAUCAAAGUUAUUAUGCUGGCUCAGGAGGAAGCUAGGCGGCUUGGGCACAAUUUUGUUGGUACCGAGCAAAUUCUUUUGGGGCUCAUUGGGGAGGGUACCGGUAUUGCUGCGAAGGUUUUGAAAUCGAUGGGAGUGAACCUCAAGGAAGCUCGUGUGGAAGUCGAGAAGAUCAUUGGUCGGGGAAGUGGUUUCGUUGCCGUUGAGAUCCCCUUUACGCCCAGGGCCAAGAGGGUUCUUGAGCUGUCGCUGGAAGAAGCCAGGCAGCUUGGUCACAACUACAUCGGCACAGAACAUUUGCUUCUGGGAUUGCUGCGAGAGGGAGAGGGUGUGGCUGCCCGAGUUCUCGAGAACCUAGGAGCUGACCCUAGCAAUAUUCGCACACAGGUCAUUCGCAUGGUCGGUGAGAACAAUGAGGCUGUUGGCGUAGGAGGUGGCAGCGGCAGCGGUAGUAAUAAGAUGCCCACCUUGGAAGAAUACGGGACAAAUUUGACUAAACUUGCUGAGGAGGGAAAGCUUGAUCCAGUUGUUGGAAGAGUUGCUCAGAUUGAGCGAGUGACCCAGAUUUUGGGCCGUAGAACCAAGAACAAUCCAUGUCUGAUUGGAGAGCCUGGUGUGGGGAAAACGGCCGUCGCCGAGGGCCUGGCUCAGAGGAUUGCAUCUGGAGAUGUACCCGAGACUAUUGAAGGCAAGAAGGUUAUCACUCUUGAUAUGGGUUUAUUGGUUGCUGGAACCAAGUACAGAGGAGAGUUUGAGGAGAGGUUGAAGAAGUUGAUGGAAGAGAUUAAACAAGCAGACGACAUUAUCCUCGUUAUUGAUGAGGUGCACACGCUCAUUGGUGCUGGUGCUGCUGAGGGUGCGAUUGACGCUGCUAACAUACUGAAACCCGCUUUAGCCCGAGGUGAAUUACAGUGUAUUGGGGCAACCACUCUGGAUGAGUACAGAAAGCAUAUUGAAAAGGAUCCUGCAUUGGAGCGACGUUUCCAGCCCGUUCUGGUGCCAGAACCUACCGUUGAAGAGACCAUCGAGAUCCUUAAGGGUUUGAGGGAGAGAUAUGAAAUUCACCACAAGCUGCGAUACACAGAUGAGGCCUUGAUUGCAGCAGCACAGCUGUCUUACCAAUACAUCAGUGACCGAUUCUUGCCUGACAAGGCAAUUGAUCUUAUUGAUGAAGCGGGUUCGAAAGUGAGGCUCAAACACGCUCAGCUGCCUGAAGAGGCAAGGGAGCUCGACAAGCAGCUGCGUGCUGUUACAAAAGAGAAAAACGAAGCUGUCCGGGGCCAGGACUUUGAGAAGGCUGGUGAGUUGAGAGAUAAGGAAAUGGAAUUGAAGGCUCAAAUUUCAGUCUUCAUCGAGAAGGGUAAGGAGCAAAUGAAAGCAGAGAGCGAAACCGGCGAUGUUGGGCCUACUGUUGAAGAGUCCGACAUCCAGCAGAUUGUGGCCGCCUGGACUGGCAUUCCCAUGGAGAAGGUUUCAAGUGACGAGUCUGACCGUCUAUUGAAGAUGGAAGAUACUCUUCACAACAGAGUUAUUGGUCAGGACGAAGCUGUGAAAGCUAUCAGUCGCGCUAUUCGUAGGGCACGUGUUGGGCUGAAGAACCCUAACCGCCCUAUUGCCAGUUUCAUCUUCUCUGGUCCCACCGGAGUCGGAAAAUCAGAACUUGCAAAAGCUCUGGCUUCCUACUACUUCGGUUCCGAAGAAGCUAUGGUGAGGCUUGACAUGUCUGAAUUUAUGGAAAGACAUACUGUCUCCAAGCUUAUCGGCUCUCCACCUGGUUACGUCGGUUACAGUGAAGGAGGCCAGUUGACUGAAGCCGUUCGCAGGAGGCCUUACACUGUCGUUCUUUUUGAUGAGAUUGAGAAGGCUCAUCCUGAUGUCUUCAACAUGAUGCUUCAGAUUUUGGAAGAUGGACGCUUGACUGACAGCAAGGGUCGAACUGUUGACUUCAAGAAUACUCUACUCAUCAUGACUUCAAAUGUUGGAAGCAGUGUCAUUGAGAAAGGUGGAGGUGGUAUUGGUUUCCAGUUGGAUUAUGGUGAGAAAGACUCGAGCUACAACCGCAUCAAGAGUCUUGUUAAUGAAGAGCUAAAGCAGUAUUUCAGGCCCGAGUUUUUAAACAGGCUUGACGAGAUCAUCGUCUUUAGGCAACUCACAAAGUUAGAAGUUAAGGAAAUUGCCGAUAUCAUGUUGAAGGAAGUCUUCGAGCGUCUCAAGAAAAAAGAGAUUGACUUACAAGUUACUGAGAGAUUCAGGGAUCGGGUUGUUGAUGAAGGCUACAGCCCUAGUUAUGGUGCUCGGCCAUUGAGGCGAGCUAUUAUGAGGCUUCUGGAAGAUAGCAUGGCGGAGCGCAUGCUUUCUGGAGAAAUCAAGGAGGGAGAUUCAGCUAUUAUUGACGUGGAUAGCGAUGGUGGUGUCACAGUAUUGAAUGGUACCACAGGAACAUCCACGAAUACAGCCAUAGACCAGGCUCCUGCUGGUAUUGCCUAAAACCCACGACAUUCGAGGGUUUUUCUUGAUAGGUAGAGGUUGUGAUCUGCUAGGUUUGGUAGAUUCAGAAACUUAGUUCGAGUUCCCUCUGUAAUCAUAGCAAAAUGUGGUUCGAAACAUCGAAGAAAGAGUCAAUUGAUACCUCAAGCGUUUAUUCUUUCUCGAUGAUCACAUUCUUGGCACUCUUCAGAUUUGUGCAUGGAGUAUGAAUUGUUACAUUUUGCUGUGUCCAUCACUUAUACAGUCAAGUAGAUGGUCUCGAGGUUACAAUCCUUGUGUAAGAAAUUUAGAUGCACACCAAGCUUCUGAAAGCUUUCUUCAGAA